AUCGAUUCUUUUCUAUGGAAUACUGCUUCGUGUUGGUCUUGCUUCUGCUGAGUCAUUUAGGGCAAUCUUCCCAGAUUGCUCCACCGUUGUACAGUUACGAUGACUACGACAGGUGCCGCCAAGGGGACCACUCCGGAACUUACUGCUUCGUUAAGGUUGUCUAUAAGGAGGAUCACGAUCCAUUUGACACGCCGCGGAUUGUGACCGGAUUUCGACGCAAUUUGCUAGACUGGGGAAUUUGCGUAGCGGAUUGCGAUCGCGAAUUGACGGAGCUAUCUGUUGCGAAUCGACAACGGUUGUACCAGCCAAAGUUUCCAAUCAACUUCACGUACAUCCUACCACCGAAUCUUUGGAAAGAGUACCUGGAACCUUUCAAAACUCGCUAUGGUGAAAUGAUCAAUAUUUGCGUAAAUAAUCGCCUGGAACGGAAACACAUCUUUGACCGUAAGGCAUACUCCGAAAUCGAGUACUGCACCUCAAAAGACGAGCUGGGAGUGUCAGCACAGGCUCCAGACUGGCUAAUGUUUGCGUUCUACACAACCGUUCUAACGUUGCUCGGUCUAUUGAUGGGUGCCAACGUACUUGACUCGAUGAGCCGCUCAAAGUUCAAAGACCACAUCAUUGUGUCAUCGUUCUCGGUGCGACGCAACUGGCAUCGGCUGACGGAACAGCCAAAGGGUGCGCUGUACCAGGAGUUUGGAUACAUCGACGGACUUCGGGUGUUAACAUGUGUGCUCGUUCUGGACAUACACUGUUUACUAGCUGGCGGGAUUGUUCCGAUGGAGAAUACUGAGUAUGCUGAACGAUUGCUGGAGAGCGCUUUUCUUAUAGACUACAUCACGGCAUCGAUCGUGGCGAUCCAAGUAUUCUUCGUCAUUGGGGGACUUUUGUUGUCGGUCACUGUUAUGGACGACUUGGGAGGAAAAUCGCAUUUUGAGAGAGGUUACUUUAAAACAAGGAUCUUAAAUCGGUUGAUCAGAAUUAUUCCGGUUUACUUCUUCUUCCUACUGAUAUCCGUCGUGGGCGAUGACUUCCCAGGAGUCCAGGUUGGUGCUGUAGGGUAUAAAUCGCUGAUCCAGGAACGAGCAAUUUGCCGGAAGAAGUGGUGGACUAAUGUACUGUUUAUAGAUAAUCUUCCCGUGUUUGGUGACGAACACUGCAGCUCUCAGGGAUGGUACUUGGCGGCGGAUCUUCAGCUGUUCCUCGCCACUCUAGUGCUAUUGGCAGUGAUUUGUAAAUAUCCAAAGCGAGCUUAUAUCGUUCUCUGGAUAAGCGGGGUCGUUGGAAUAGCAAUUCCUGCAGCAAUUGUGUACUUUUUGGGACUGGAAUCAAGCUUACCUGUGAAAUUGAGUGACGUACAGUUCAUGUUUAUGCAUCAACCAUGGCAUAAGUUUGUGUACAUGCCGGGAUACUCCAACUGGGACAGCUACAUGGCCGGCGUGGUCGUCGGAUAUCUGUACCACCAACACAAACACAACAAGCUGAAUCUUGACGAUUCCUGGCUAUACAAAACGGCAAAGAAAGCUCGACUUCCCCUGCUAGCCCUGGCGUACCUCCCAACGUUCAUCUUCUACCGCUACGAGAUUCCUCGCCCCUCCUGGCUAACCACAACGCACGCCGUCCUGUACCGAAACGCCGGCGUCAUUGCCGUUUCCAUCACCUUCAUCGAGUGCUUCCGUAAUCCCCCGGGUCGCGUUCGCCAAUUUCUAACCUCCAGCCCGAUGAUCAGCCUGGGCAAGCUGUCCUACAGUGUUUACGUGCUGCACGUGCCCGUGACGCGGCUCGUGCUGAACUGGUUCCCGCCCAUGAUCGAGCUGAGCCUGCGCGACGGUCUUUGGAUGUUGCCCUCGCUUGCGGUCGUCUCUUACCUGGCGGCGGUUCUCGUGUACAUCUGCAUCGAGCUACCGGCUAGUUUGGUGUUGAAACACUACAUUUUGAGAGUGCGUAAGAGAAAUGUCGAAUAA
Molecule: messenger RNA, 1964 nt
Organism: Culex quinquefasciatus (southern house mosquito)
Lineage: Eukaryota; Metazoa; Arthropoda; Insecta; Diptera; Culicidae
Product: regulator of hypoxia-inducible factor 1
Exons: 6
Coding region: 15-1964 (649 amino acids)
Molecular function (GO): acyltransferase activity, transferring groups other than amino-acyl groups
Source: RefSeq, a predicted model, not a curated record